AGGUAUAGAUUGCACAAAUGCAUCCAUUCAUGAAGCACAACAAUAAAAAGCGUUUGAAUUUUGCACCAGUUCCGAGGGACAAUUUACCAAGGAGUUUGUCCCAUCGCCCGAAGUGGUACCAUUUUUCAACGAGGAAAAUACGGCACCGGGCAGUGCAACUACUGGCACGGUUGAUGCAUCCUAUCCUACCGGACUUUCCGACGGUGACUCACGGUGGUAUGCCGGUGGUAUGGGACUAUCGUCGAGCGGGUACACUAAAACCCCAUCCGCGAGCGUUUCCUCGGAGGAGUCCGGAAAAUGGGAUCACAAAUACACCUGGACGACACCGACGGUACGGCACCAGCACCAGCAAGUGCAGAUAAAAUUCCCACAGGAAACUGCACCACAGUUCCCAUCGCCCAAGGGUAAGUGGAAAUGGAUUCCGGAAGAGGAGAAUGAAUCCAGCGAAGGCACCAAGAACCAACGUCCAAAGGGGGGUGAAACGCCAUUUUCUUCGACGGGAUCAUUUGAGGUACAGCAUUAUGGACGUCAUCCGACGUACGUUUUUCCGACACCGUCCAAGAAUCAUCCUUACUCGUUCGAUCGCACUCCGGCAGAGGGCGCUUUUAGCGUUGAUCCAGUGACAGUAAGCAAUAGUAGUGGCGUUAGUAGUAGCAGUAGUAGUGGCGUUAGUACAGAAAGCACCGAAACAAACAAUGGAAUUGGUGGUCUAACGGACAUAAAGCUGAUCGGCAAAGAGGAUGCUCAUCUGAAAAGCUUUUCACCGUGGAAGAAAAUCAUUCACGUUCUGAGUGCAGCCAUUCCGAUCGGGUUGCUAAUAUCGGCACUCACGCCACAGGUCGUUUACAUCAACCCGAACGCUACGCAGUAAGUACUACGCUACGCUUUAAACCUUGUUUUGCAUUGAAUGCCGAU
Anopheles funestus (African malaria mosquito) is the source of this 915-nucleotide messenger RNA. RefSeq lists its product as uncharacterized. Lineage: Eukaryota; Metazoa; Arthropoda; Insecta; Diptera; Culicidae. The coding region runs from base 230 to 871 and encodes 213 amino acids. The record is from RefSeq and is a predicted model, not a curated record. The transcript has 2 exons.